CGUGAAAGAAUAGAUCCACAUCGAGCACCUGCAGGGUCCUCUUCUCAAGCAGUUUAUAUUUACAGCAAUGUAUACACUUGUGUGAUGAAACAACGGGUUUGUUGCAUCUACAAAACUACGCAAAUAAAAUAUUCUAGCAGUGUGUGUUUGUCAAACAACGCAUGGUAAGCUUACAGUCGGCCUGUUUCCUAAUUUCUGCUUGUUUUUUUGAUAUUGCAACUCCGGGCUGGUUCACAUUUGCCCCAGAACCACCGGAACGCGGAACGCUCCAACAGUCCCCGGAGUUGUUUGAGGAUCUCGACCCGAAGUCUGCAAACAGAAGCCCGGGGAGGAAGAACCGGACACCCCGCGGGUCGGGAGCGAGUGCUGGGUGCUGCCGCUGAACGCAGGGACGGGACUGCAAGCACACAGGAGGGACCCGGGCGAGGAGAGGUUUGAGUUUUCACCUGGCACAGUCAGGACUCAACCUCAGUCAGACAGAGAGCUGUGGAGCUGUCAGAGUCCGGGCGAGAGUUUACCCGAGAGCCGCAGACAAGCCGUGCUGUGCAAACAGCAGCAACAGGGCUGAAAUAAAAACAGCGACGAGGAGGGAGGAGAGGGACCGUGUGCACAUGGGACCCAGCCGGGGGGAACAAGUGAUCAUGAGCAAAGACCUUUAGAUCCAAACCGCUAUUGCCCUGAAUGUGGAGUUCCAGUUCCACAGGGACCUCUUCUAUCCCAGGAUGCCGCUGGUCUGUUUGGUUCUGGUGUCGCUGCUGCUGGUGGCUGUUUUCAUCAUUCUCAGGUGGUUUCUGUGUCGGCUGGCUGUCCAAUUCUUUCAGAGCAAACUGAAGGCAGAUCUGCAGAUCGGGUCGCUGGGUCUGUUCUCCCUUCACAGGAUCAGCAUCAAGUUCCAGCAGCAGCAGCAGCAGCAGACUCUGGAAAUUGACAAGAUAUGGAUUUCCAAUAAACUCUUUAAUCAGGAAUUGCCUCGCUACUUUGCACUCUGCGUGGGGGAGGUGCGCGUCCGGGCCGACCUGCAGCAGGGGCUCUGUCCCCAGGAAGCCCCGCUAUCCAGAGAGGAGGCGGGCUGCCAGCAGGCUCCAGGGAAGCUGUCGGGAAGCACCCCCAUGCUGAGAACCCUGUCCCAGUGGGUCUCGCUUCAUGUUCACUCCAUCAACGUCAUGGUGCUGAAUCUCUGUGUACCAGAGUCUCUUUGGCACAUGACUGUGACCUCCAUCGCGCUGCUGCUGGACAGCGAUGGAAAGAGGCUGGGUUGUGAGUUCUCUGUCAGCCAGCUAAGCAGUAAAGUACUGAAAAGCAGCCAACUGCAGGACUCAUGCCUGGCGGAGGUGUCACUGAGCCUGGCCCUUGCUGCGGAGCUGAGCGUUCCCGAGGUGCGGCCCGUCUCCCUGGACCUCUCUGUGCGGACCCUGCAGGCAGAGCUCCACGAGGGCUUCUUCCAGAGCGAGUUGCUCCGCACGCUGACCAGCACGGAGAGGACUGACCCGCAGAACCAGAACCAGCGCCCGAGCCCGGACGAAACGGAAAACGAUUCUCAGAUGCACUCGGCUGCUUUACUAAGGUUUCAUCGCUACGUCCCGCAGAAGGUGAACGUGGAGCUGGAGAACACCAACGUGACGCUGUCCAUGAACAGUCAAAAGAGGCACCUGAACUGGACGCUGAAGUCUCUGUUGUUUCGUUACGGGCGGGAGGAGGAGCAGCUGCCACUGAAAGGGUUCACUCCCGAGAUCAGCCUGCCACAGACCAACAUGGAGUUCCUGGUGGAAGAGGGGUUGCUGCUGUCUCAGAGCCGGCAGAGGAUCCUUUGUCUGAAUUCCUUCAAAGCAGCACUGCAGGCAACCUCACUGGACGUGUCUGGGUCAGUCACUGUGAACACCUGCAUCAUUCACUACCGGCAUCAGGAGUUCUCUCAUUGGCUGAACUUGUUCCCAUGGAAACAGCUACACAAAAAACCUGUUCAGAGGAAGAGGAGGAGCUUUCCCAGGCUGGACGCUCCCAUCAUGGUUAAGACCUCAGUCUCCAAUGUAAACGUGUCUGUGCAGCUGGGUGACACUCCACCGUUUGCUGUAGGGUUCAUCUCUGCCUCUGCAGACCUGCAGCACCUCAUGGACAUCUCCACUGACGUCCAGCACCUGAAGACCCAGAGCCUGCACCAGCGAGCCACGCUGUCCGUGGACCACUUCUGGUGGCGCGUGGGGGACGGCUCUCACAUCCAGCAGGCCCCCCACCCCCCUGGGAAGCACGUCUGGGGGGAGGCGUUAGUUCUGGACUCCCUCAACCUGCAGGGACACUGCAACAAGCCCCAGCUGGAGUCGGCCAGCCAUCCCGAGACUGUGUUCCUGGACUCCAGCGUGAGAGGGCUGCAGGUGGAGGUGUCUGACACCUGCACACAGUGCCUGUCCCGCGUCCUGUCCCUGCUGUCCCGGGACCCUGGCCAGAGCUCACCAGGUCACCCCGAUCCUGAGCCGGCCCCCGUGUGUGAGGAGAACUCCGCCCCUGAGCAGCCCGGACACCCCCCGGUCCUGUGGAAGCUGGAUCUCAACCUGGAGGAUGUCAACGUGUUUGCGCUCUCUAAUGUUGCAGGUGCAUCUGCCCUGCGAGUCGAUGCGGUCACGUCCCUGUGCAGUGUAGAGAACUCCAAGGUGUCUGUGCGGGGGCUGUCCCUGGCUCUGGUGAAGUCCCUGACAGAGAACAUCCAGCCGUGCUGCAAAGCCUCCGACAGCGCGGCCCCCAUCGUGAGCCUGGCCUCCCUGGCUGUGUCGUACCACACCAGCACUUGGGCUCUGGAGAUCCAGUGCGAUCAGGAGCUGGCUGUGCAGUGGACCCCAGGAGACCACAUGUUCCUCUACCAGCACUUCCUGGAGACGCUGCACUGCGGGGAGACCUUGGCCAGCACUGUGGGGAGAAGCAGCAGGGCUGCGCUGGGUGACCAGGACCGCGACCAAGCUGACCAGGAGAAUGCAGCCCUCGCAGCUGACCAGGCGGAUCAGCCGCCAACGCUGACCCCUAAGGAGGGUCAUGCAGCUGCAGCAGCAGCCAGAAAAAAAAUCCUGAGCAUCUACCUGAAGCUGAAAUCCACCAGGCUGACCGCCUUCGUUACGGAGAAGAACUUCAUCAGCCUGCAGCUGGACAGCCUGUCCCUGGCGCGCCACGGCAGCAGCGUGGAGGCGCGGACCCCCGAGGUGGUCCUAAACUUGGAUGGCAACAACAUCUUCACCUUCAAGGAGGCGGAGGUCCGGAUGGCGUCCGAGCUGCAGGAGAUGAUGCUGCACCGGGACCAGUUCCCGAGCCUGCUGACCAAGAAGAACAGUGUCUGGGUGUUCACCUUCCCCGUCCUGUCCGUGGAGUUCCCUUACCUGUAUGACUUCUCCAGCACCAUCGACGAGGCCAUCAACGUCCAGAAGUGGCUGAAAAGCCUCCACCGCAAGCCCAGGGAGGGCCCCGAGCCCCUGCCCCCGGACCUGGUGUUCAGGGUCAGCCAGUUCUCCUUUGUGUUCCUGGACGACGUCUUCGAGAUCAAGCUGCGGGACAAUUACGAGCUGAUGAAGGACGAGAGCAAGGAGAGCGCCAAGCGGCUGCAGCUGCUGGACAAGAAGGUGUCGGACCUGCGCAAGCAGCACGGCGAGCUCCUGCCGGCCCGCAAGAUCGAGGAGCUGUACACCUCGCUGGAGAGGAAGAACAUCGAGAUCUACAUCCAGCGCUCCCGCCGGCUCUACAGCAACACGCCCAUGAGGAAGUCCCUGCUCACUUGGACCGUGUCCGACCUGGAGGUGGUGGCGCUGGCUGACCGCUCCUUCCACGGGCCCGAGCGGGUCAAGGAGCAGAUGAAUGACAUCGACCCCAUCAGCCCCCUCCCCCGCGACAGCCUGCCCCUGGUCAUCCAGUGGUGCCGGGCGGUCAAGUUCAGCCUGACCGCUUUCCUGGUGCGUAUCCGGGACUACCCUCGCUAUCUCUUCGAGAUCCGAGACUGGACCCUGUCCGGCCGGCUGAUCGGGACGGAGCAGGACGGGCACCCGCGGGCGCGGCGCAGGCAGAGGGUCCAGCUGGGGCAGCCCUGGGGGGAGGUGGUUGUGGAGAGGAACAUGCCCCCGCUCAAAUUCUACCACGACUUCCACUCGGAAAUCUCCCUGUACACCAUCGUGUGGGGCCCGUGCUGGGACCCGGCCUGGACUCUCAUUGGCCAGGCUGUGGACCUGCUGACCAAGCCCUCAGUGGACCCCAGCCCCCCGCUGGCCUGGUGGGACAAGAGCCGGCUGCUGUUCCACGGGCGCUGGGUGAUGGACAUCGACCAGGCCAACCUGCACCAGCUCGCCACAGAGGACCCGUACAACACCACAGAGAACAUGCACUGGGAGUGGAGCAAGCUGAACUACACCUGGACUCCGGGGCAGUUCCUGUUCAAAGGAGACCUGGACGUCAACGUCAGGACCGCUUCCAAGUAUGAUGACUGCUGCUUCCUGCACAUGCCCAACCUGUGCAUGACCCUGAACCUGCAGUGGCUGUGCCACGGGAACCCCCACGAUCACCACGGCGUGACCCUGUGCUCUCCGGGGUUCGCCGCUGAGGUCACCUCGGGUCAGCCCCACGACUCCUACCGGGCCUUCCGCUCAGAGAACCUCAACCUGUCCAUGACCAUGGACCUCAGCCAGCACCGGGAAGAGGUGUCCCAGCCCCAGAUCCUGCUCUACAGCUCCACGCUGCGCUGGAUGCAGAACUUCUGGGCCACCUGGACGAGCGUGUCGCGGCCCAUCUGCCGGGGGAAGCUGUUCCAGAACCUGAAGCCGAGCCGCAAGAAGCUGGGGCAGCACUACAAGCAGCUCUCCUAUACGGCAGCCUUCCCACAGCUACAGGUUCAUUACUGGGCGUCCUUUGCACAGCAGCGUGGGAUACAGGUGGAGUGCAGCAAGGGGCACGUCUUCACACGAGGAACACAGAGACUCAUCCCUCAGGCUGGCACGGUGAUGCGGCGCCUGAUCUCCGAGUGGAACGUCACUCAGAUGGUCAGUGACCUCAGCCAGGUGACCGUGCACCUCAUGGCCUCCACCUGGGACGAGACCGCUGACCACCAGCUCAACGCACAGGUCAACAAGACCCACCUGCUGAGCCUGUCCUCGCUGAGCUACCAGCGCCAGAGCAACCGCAUGGAGGAGGAGAUGAAGGAGGAGGGGAAUGGCUUCUACACCCACAAGCUGUGCCUGGUGGACCUGCGUGCCUCCUGGACCACCCCCAACCGCAACAUCGCCUUCGGGCUGUACGACGGCUACAAGAAGGCCGCGGUGCUCAAGAGGAACCUGUCCACCGAGGCGCUCAAGGGGUUAAGGAUCGACACAGAGCUCCAGGCCAAGAAACUGAAGCGCACGCUGUCCAGCUACUGCCCCACACCCACCACGACCGCCCCGGCACCCCCUGGGAGAACGGAGAAGAGCCUGGAAGGCACCUCCAUGCUGCAGAAGCUGAUAGAGGAGACCGAUAAGUUUGUCGUGUUCACGGAGGAGGACUCGGGCGUGAGUGACCAGCUGUGUGGCAUCGCAGCCUGCCAGACCGACGACGUGUACAACCGCAACUGGUUCGUCGAGCUGGUCAACUGUCAGAUGAUGCUGCGUGGCACAGAGACGGCUGGCUGCGUGCUGGUAUCGGCUGCUAAGGCUCAGCUCCUGCAGUGCCAGCACCACCCUGCCUGGUACAGCGACACGCUCAAGCAGAAGAGCACCUGGACCUGCCUCCUCGACGGGAUGCAGUACUUCGCCACCAUGGAGCCCAACCCCUCCGAGCAGGAGGACUGGCAGCUCUGGCUUGAGGUGAAGAACAUCGAGGAGCACCGGCAGCGGCACCUGGACUCGGUGCUGGAGUUGAUGGAGAGCGGGCAGGCGGUCGGGGGCAUGGUCAGCACCACCACAGACUGGAACCAGCCAGCCCAGGUAGCGCAGACCCCGCAGGUCCAGCGCAUCAUCUCACGCUGCAGCUGCCGCAUGUACUACAUCGGCUACAGCCACGACAUCGACCCCGAGCUCGCCACGCAGAUCAAACCCCCCCAGAUAGGGGACGAGCACGAGAAGGAGGACCUGCUCAAGAAACAGGAUGGAGCGGUCGAUACCUUUACUCUUAUCCACCACGACCUGGAGAUUUCAACCAAUCCGGUGCAGUACGCCAUGAUCCUGGACAUCGUCAACAACCUCCUGCUGCACGUGGAGCCCAAACGCAAGGAGCACAGUGAGAAGAAGCAGCGGGUUCGCUUCCAGCUGGAGAUCUCCAGCAACCCGGAGGAGCAGCGCAGUAGCAUCCUCCACCUGCAGGAGGCAGUGCGGCAGCACGUGGCACAGAUACGCAAGCUGGAGAAACAGAUCUACUCCAACAUGAGGUCCCUGCAGGAUGAGAGCAGGAACAAAGAGCUCUCCGAUAUAAACUUGAAACUGCAGAAUCAGCUGAACCAGGAGAAGACAGACAUGCAGAUGAAGAGCGAGGAGCUCAAUAUACUCAUCAGAUGCUUUAAGGACUUCCAGCUGCAGAGAGCCAACAAGCUGGAGCUGCGGAAGCAGCAGGAGGACGUGAGCGUGGCGCGCCGCACGGAGAUCUACUUCGCCCAGGCGCGCUGGCGACUCACGGAGGAGGACGGGCAGCUGGGCAUCGCCGAGCUGGAGCUGCAGAGGUUCAUGUACAGCAAGCUGAACAAGUCGGACGACACAGCAGAGCACUUGUUGGAGCUGGGCUGGUUCACCAUGAAUAACCUGCUCCCCAACGCCUCCUACAAGGUGGUGCUGAGGCCUCAGAGCCCCUGUCAGUCCGGACGCCAGCUCGCUUUACGCAUCUUCAGCAAAGUGAGACCCCCAGUGGGGGGGAUCUCUGUCAAGGAGCACUUCGAGGUGAACAUGGUGCCUCUCACCAUCCAGCUGAUGUACCAGUUCUUCAAGAGGAUGAUGGGGUUCUUCUUCCCCGGGCGCAACGUCGAUGAAGAGGAGGUGGGGGAUGAGGAAGACAAGUCCAAACUCGUCACCACUGGGGUGAAGCCGCGGCAGCUGAUCAGCACAGAGGAUACGGUCAGCUCGCUGGGGCCCAGCAAAGGGGUCACCCAGGGGUUAAACCGCACUGCCGGGGUCAGGAGGUCGUUCCGCAAGCCCCCUGAGCACCCGGUAGACGAUAUCGACAAGAUGAAGGAGAGAGCUGCCAUGAACAACUCCUUCAUCUACAUCAAGAUCCCACAGGUCCCGCUCUGUGUCAGCUACAAGGGGGAGAAGAGCAGCGUGGACUGGAGGGAUCUGAACCUGGUGCUGCCCUGUCUGGAGUAUCACAACAACACCUGGACCUGGCUGGACUUCGCCAUGGCGGUGAAGAGGGACAGCCGCAAGGCACUCGUCGCCCAGGUGAUUAAAGAAAAGCUGAGGCUGAAGCCGGCGUCCGGAUCCGACACGAAGGGCAAGGUGUCCGACAGCAAGACCGACACCAACCUACAGCAGCAGGAAGAGGACGAGAAGGCGCGGCUGCUGAUCGGGCUGAGCUCCUCGGACAAGACCUCCAGCAAGAAGUCCAUCUUCAGCCGGCGGAAAUGAAAAGCAAAACCAAACAAUAAAUAAGUGAACUUGGGGUGAUCGAGGAAGGGAGAAGAACGGAGAGACUGUUUGACCCAGCCAGCUCUGGAAUCUCUAACUGAUACCUCGUCAUUGUGCCCCUGAACCGUGCAUCAGGAAUAAUCUGUGUAUCGCACUGCACUGCACUGCACUGCACUGGAGCUGGGGCGCGCUGUCAGUCAUAUGUCAGAGCAGCUGCUGCUAAAACUACUGUGUGUCAAAAUCAGUUGACAGAUAACACUGGAAUCACAUUCCUGUUGAGGGAGGGGUAUGGGGGGGGGUAGAGGACUCUAAACCUCCUGUACUCUGGGCUGCCUGUCCUGCACAGAGCAGGGCUUCUUCUAUUGGGUUAUAAAUGUAACACCAGACCUGCUCAUUCAGCAAGGUGAACUGAAAUGACAAUGCCUAGAACCAUGAACAGCUAAUAUUCUAACACCUGGGUUUGUACCGCAGUAAAAAUAAUAAUAAUAAUAAUAAUAAUAAUAAUAAUACAGAAGAAAUGUGUGUAUUAAUAGAUUUAAUAUUACACAAUAAAGUAUUGUGCUGUAGUGAUAUGCUCACUGGGUUACGUAUUAACUUCCACCUUUUCAGGAUGGUCAAAACAUAUAGAUUUAAAAUAUUACUGACAUUUUUGACCGAUAUCAGGGAUAGGAAUAAGACUCCCAUUGCCUAAUAGUUUGAUCCAUUCCUGGUUUUACUAUGAGUUUAUUAAUAAGACACACCUGGGCGUGUUACCUAUACACUGUGGCUGAUCAAGCUUGUAGUAAAACCUGGAAUGGAUGAAACUGCUAUACAAUGGGAGUCAUAUUUCCAUCCCUUUAUAUUAUUAAUACAUCCUGGUGUACAUGUUAUUUCAGGUAAGGUUUGGCAGUGUGAUGUUAUAUAUAAUAUAUAUAUAUAUUUUUUUUUUUUAGGAAGGCUUGAUCUGCAUUAAUGAAUGCGCCCAGACAGAGCUGUAAAAGUGAUUUCACUGCCCAUAUCCCCGUGUGGAUAUUUCAGAUCACAGUAUUCUUCAAACCCUGUUUAAACGGUAUUGUAUCUAAGAGUUGCCUGGGAGCUCUUGCUGUCUGCUUGUCUUUUAUUUAGGAUAUAAAAACGUGAUUAACAUGUGAUAUGAGAAGGCGUGAGGCUGAGGAGAAAGAUUCAGUCUAACCUAUAGCUGGCCACGUGUUAUUGUUCGGCCCUUUGCUGAUGCAUUCUGCCUAUUGCGAUGAUAGGAGCAGGGCUAACGGUUCAAAAGAGAGACGGUGAAAUAUUCUCUGUCGCAUCACCCCAAUAUAAAUUGCUACAAUUUAUUUGAAUGCUUUUAUCUGAAGUACGCUUGUUUCUGUUAUGGUAUAGUACAACUUUUUGGUUAGAUUUGUAAUAUGUUUUGUUUUUAAUAUAAUUUAGUAUUUUUUUGUUAACCCUUUCAAGCAUGGCGACCUCAUAUGGGGACGGAUAAAAAAAUCUCUCUUCUAGUCUUUACACGGAGACACAUGGAAGACGCAAAUGCAUGAUGACCUCAUAUGAGGAGGCCAUCCCUCCCAAUUUAUAAAGCAAAUUAAAAAUGUUUAUUUUGUGUCCAAAAAUCCCCGGAAGGUUUUAGUCGAGUGCAGGGAGGUUAUUCUAGAUAGGCAUCGGGCUGUCAAAGCACCUUAUUGACUAGAAAGAUUCCCGACGUGCAAUAUUUCAAAGACGACAGCAUUUACAGAAGCCCCCUGACCCUCUUCACUGGACCCAGAUAACCGCUUGAUACAAUGUGUUGCUUAAGAGGGAGAAUGGCUUUUAACACUACAGCACUUUUUAAAGCAAAGUAUUGCCCAAUAUUUUUGUAAACAUAAUGGUUUCUUUGUGCAUUCUGUAGGUUCCGCUGAACGGGCCUGUUUGAGUACAGUUUAGCAUUGCAAAAAAAAAAAAAAAAUCAUUUGUUUGUUUGUUUGGAAUGGAUAAGGAAGGGAAAGCUGUCUGUCACCAUGCAUGUAAACCACUUUCAUCUUUGUAAAUAAACCAGUAAGUGUG
Molecule: messenger RNA, 9566 nt
Organism: Acipenser ruthenus (sterlet)
Lineage: Eukaryota; Metazoa; Chordata; Actinopteri; Acipenseriformes; Acipenseridae
Product: bridge-like lipid transfer protein family member 2
Exons: 40
Coding region: 723-7547 (2274 amino acids)
Source: RefSeq, a predicted model, not a curated record